CCGCGAUGAAUUCUACAACACCUAAAACCAUCAAGAAGAAUCGCCACCGCGCUGGGAAAAAGAAAAGAGCAAAAAUCCUCAAGGCUCAACAAAAAGCCCUAGAGCGGGCUUUCGAGGAGAUUGAGAAUUUCGUGGGCUACCCGCUGGAACACACCCCCCUUCCUCCUCCAGUCACAGACGCUCCGCCAGGAAGAGCAAUCUCUUCCCUUGAUCUGUUCCAAGAAGACACCGUCCCUUUGGAAAACUAUAACCAGUUAACGUCUAACGCGCCCGAAAUAAUCACGCUUAGCGAUUCCGAUCACGAUUCUCCGGAGUUGGAACCUUCCCCUACAGCAUGAAAUAUUGC
This is a messenger RNA of Monomorium pharaonis (pharaoh ant), 346 nucleotides long. RefSeq lists its product as uncharacterized. The record is from RefSeq and is a predicted model, not a curated record. The transcript has 2 exons. The coding region runs from base 6 to 338 and encodes 110 amino acids. NCBI's taxonomy places the organism in Eukaryota, Metazoa, Arthropoda, Insecta, Hymenoptera, Formicidae.